AUGAGUUUCUUUAUGAUGCAGAAAUUCCAUAAAUUAAUUCUGUUUAUAUGGCUCGUAUCUGUUCUAACCUUAUCUAUCAGUGAUGAAAUUAAAACAGAUGGUGAUACGACUUUAACGUUAAUGUUAAAUGCAAGCUUUACUGAUGGAGAUUCCAAAACUGAACAUCGAACUUUAUCUUCGCCAAUUCAAUUUACAUCUGAAUCUGUUAAUUCUGCUAAAACCCAAAACAAAAAUGUUGCCACCCCUUUAGUUGCAGGAGAAGGUGGCCCAAUUUCAAUUAUUUCUACUACCGAACCAACAUUUUCUACUAAUUCACAUAAAUAUAUAACAAAUGCUACAGACAGUUUAGAUGUACGAGUUAAUGUAUCAACAGAAGAUGAUAAUGUUCCUUAUGUAAAAAGUAAAAAAACCACUUCUAAAAUUGUAUCAAGGAAAGGAGCAAAUUCUUCCAUUGAAACUAUAUCAUCCAAUGAUACGAAGACAAUAAUUAAAUCUUUAACAACAACAAAUGUUCAUAAUAUUGGAAAGAUUGAUACAAACAUGAAUGAAUUAAAAUCAAAUAUUACUGAGAAGCAUACAAAUGUUGUUUCAAAUACUACUGUAAAUAGUACUUUGCAGGUUACAAAUGUGAUACAGCAGAAACUACCAAGUGCAGCUGUAAUAAAUAAUGCAUCGUCAGUCCGAGAACAUAAACAUAAACCAACUAGAACACAGGCAGAUUCUUAUAGUGAUAAGCAAGCAUUUAUAGAUCAUGCUAACUCAUACUACUCAGGUUCACGCUUAGGAAUGCCAAAGAAAAUUGAUUAUGUUUUACCAGUUAUUGUUACUCUUAUAGCUUUGCCAGUUUUGGGUGGUAUUAUUUUCAUGAUAUACAAACAAGGUAGAGAUUGUUGGGAUAAAAGACACUAUCGGAGAAUGGAUUUCCUUAUUGAUGGGAUGUAUAACGAUUAAUAUCAACAAAUAUCAUUCAAAAAGUGGGAUCCUAAUGCUAGUUUCAUAUAUGCAAUAUAUAACAAUUGAAUAUACUAUUCUGCCAUUAUUGCUGCAAUGAACAUAUAUAUAUUCCAUAUACAAAUACUUAUAAAUUUUUUGGUUUACUAUAACUUGCUACAUAUAUUUUUAUUAUUUUACUGCCUUGAUAUGAGAUUUGUUAUUUUAUAUAUACUAUGUCAUGUAUGAAAUUUGAACAUUCAUCUUUGUAAAUUUGGAUAAAUGGUGCUUAGGAAAGACAAUAUGGAAAUAAUAACAAAUUUACAAUUAUAACAAUAGCAGUAUUUUAUGAUUUGUACAAAUAAAGUAGUUUCAAAGUUAAACUUUAA
This is a messenger RNA of Bombus impatiens (common eastern bumble bee), 1319 nucleotides long. RefSeq lists its product as uncharacterized. NCBI's taxonomy places the organism in Eukaryota, Metazoa, Arthropoda, Insecta, Hymenoptera, Apidae. The coding region runs from base 1 to 951 and encodes 316 amino acids. The transcript has 2 exons. The record is from RefSeq and is a predicted model, not a curated record.